This is a messenger RNA of Scleropages formosus (Asian bonytongue), 1871 nucleotides long. RefSeq names its product LIM homeobox transcription factor 1, alpha (gene lmx1a). The record is from RefSeq and is a predicted model, not a curated record. Gene Ontology annotation, biological process: regulation of transcription by RNA polymerase II; neuron differentiation. The coding region runs from base 73 to 1131 and encodes 352 amino acids. Gene Ontology annotation, cellular component: nucleus. The transcript is spliced from 9 exons. Gene Ontology annotation, molecular function: DNA-binding transcription factor activity, RNA polymerase II-specific; RNA polymerase II transcription regulatory region sequence-specific DNA binding. Lineage: Eukaryota; Metazoa; Chordata; Actinopteri; Osteoglossiformes; Osteoglossidae.
GAUGAUGAAAUACAGAUAAAGUGAUCAGAAGACGGACACUUCGUUUACAGAUCCAGUUUUAUCUUAUAAAAGAUGCUGUUGGAUGAUAACAUGGACCAAAGCGUAAGGACAUCUCUGCUUGAUGUGCCUCAGAAAUGUGUUUGCGAAGGAUGCCACCUGGUCAUCCGUGAUAGAUACCUGCUUCGUGUGAGCGAGGGCUUCUGGCAUGAACACUGUGUCCAUUGUUCUGCGUGCAAAGAACCCCUCAAGAACAGCUGCUUUCUCCGAGACAACAAACUUUACUGCAAGCAGGACUACGAAAGCUUGUUCACAGUGCAGUGUGCCGGCUGCUCAGAGGUUAUCAGGCCUGCGGAGCUGGUGAUGCGUGCCCGUGAGGCGGUGUACCACCUGCGCUGCUUCUGCUGCUGUGUGUGCACCCGUCAGCUACAGAAGGGGGACCACUGUGUGCUGCGAGAGGGCCGACUGCUCUGUGCCCAGGACUGCGAGGGGUUUGCCAGCCCUGCGACCUCUGACUCCGGUAAAAGUGAUGGGGAUGAGGACGAUCCCCUGAGGACUCCCUCUGGGGGAAAUGACACUGAAGACAGAGAGCUCAAGCGUCCUAAGCGCCCCAGGACCAUCCUGACCACCCAGCAAAGACGGGCUUUCAAAGCUUCCUUUGAGGUCUCCUCCAAACCCUGUCGAAAGGUACGGGAGACUUUGGCAGCAGAGACAGGACUGAGUGUCCGUGUCGUACAGGUUUGGUUCCAGAAUCAAAGGGCAAAGAUGAAGAAACUCGCCAGGCGACAGCAGCAGCAGCAGCAACAACCACAGGAGAACAACAACCAAAAGCUUCGUUCAGCGCCCUCGUGUGGAAGCCUGAACCCAGACAUGGAUAGCCUGAGCUCGUACCCCAGCAUUCAGCAGCAAAUCAUCACUCUGGAGCAGCGAGCCUACAAGGCAGAUCCCUUCCGACAGGGCCUUACUCCACCUCAAAUGCCUGGGGACCACAUGCACCCUUACGGCAAUGAAUACAAUGGUAUGGACGGUGACUCUUUCUGUCAUCUCAGCGACUGCCUGUCCCCUCCAGACCCUUCUCUUCUCAACCCCAUUGACCGUCUGUGCUCCAUGCAGGAUUCCUACUUUGCCUCCUGAGUGCGCUUACCUGAUUCCUGGCUGCAAGCGCCUAAGCCAGCAUCCAAAACACUGCAUCCUGCUGCCAUCAGUCUGCACAGCAUGUCAAACGCGUCACAUGCAAGGAUACUCCAUGGUUGGUUAAUGCUUCAAUGUUUCUGCCCGUGUAGCAAUAUGCAAAAUGGGGUUAAGGAGGUCUCACACCUCUUCUGACCGUGGUCUCUGUGCAGUCAGAAUUGCAUGAUAGGAAAAUGUCUAAAAAAGUAUGGUGCUCCGUGAAUAUGUACCAUGUGGUGUAAAUAAAUUCUCAGUGUAUUUAUUAACGUCAUGGUUAGUUGCAGGUGGAUUAAACAUGAUUGUAUCUGUAAAUCGUUAAUACUGUGCCGAGUAAAAGUAAUGUUGGUCCGAUGUGCACUGGAGAGCCGCAUUGAAAAAUGGAUUCUGCCCUUAGAAGAGUGCUCUGCAGUGGGAUAUUGGUAUAGUGAAAUGAAGGAACCUGUAAUGGCAGUCAAGUAUUCUUCCCAUUGGCAAAUCCCGUUGGUGUCACCAGACAGCAGGGGAGCUGUGGUGGUCUGGUCACAGUCGGACAAGCACGGCAGGCCCAGAAUCCGUCAAGGCAGGUAACCUAAUGCCUGGCCAGCAAUGCACCAGGUGGCUCUAUGUGACAGACGGGGAGAAUGGAGGGGCUAGAAGAUGGCCGGUACAACAUUGAGACAGAGUCCCAGCAUCUUUCCCCUGGUGUGUCUAUUCUUCACACUGGA